AUGUCAUUAUCCAGAUUAUGGAGUGCCUCGAGGAGUUGUGUCCUCUUGUUCUCCCGCCAGUCGACUCCAUUUUCCACGUUCCCGUCGCUUUGGAGAAAACAAGGCGUUCUCAACGUACAAGUCGUUAGGCAAUUUUCAAAAGUAAAAUCUAAUUUGCGAACGUCUUCAGUAGAUUUUUUUUUAAAUUUUUCAGAGACCGAAUCGGAUGAAUAACUCGGCUGAUACGAAAAACUACACGUUUUACGUUAUGAGUCUCGUCAUCGUUGCCAUUGGAUGCACUUUUGCCGCCAUCCCGGCAUAUAGAAUCUUUUGCGAACAGACCUCUUUUGGAGGUCUGACGCAGGUUUAAACGCAGCCCCAUCUAACAUAAACCUCCUGUUUUGCAGGUGGCAAAAGACUUUGACAAGAUUGCCAACAUGAAAAAGUGUGAGGAGCGACUGAUCCGGGUACAAUUCAACUCGGACGUUCCCUCCAGUAUGCGAUGGGAAUUCAAACCGCAGCAACACGAGGUGCCGCAUCCCAUCUUUGAUCUACCGGAACUAUUGACCGAAUUUAGAUCUACGUGCACCCGGGAGAAACGGCGCUCGCCUUCUACACCGCGCGCAAUCCAACCAACAAACCGAUCAUUGGCAUUUCGAGCUACAACCUGACUCCGUUCCAGGCUGCCUAUUACUUCAACAAAAUCCAAUGUUUCUGUUUUGAAGAACAAAUUUUGAAUCCCGGGGAGCAGGUCGAUUUGCCUGUUUUCUUUUACAUUGAUCCUGAUUACGUUAAUGAUCCAGCCCUUGAGUAUCUCGACUCGAUUCUUCUCAGUUACACUUUCUUCGAGGCGAAAUCCGGACUGAAACUGCCGGACCCUUUCGAUCCGAAGAAUCGGCCCUCGAUUGCCCCAUCUCCCGAUAAGCUUCCCGAAGCAUCAAAAUGA
This is a messenger RNA of Caenorhabditis sp. 36 PRJEB53466, 925 nucleotides long. NCBI's taxonomy places the organism in Eukaryota, Metazoa, Nematoda, Chromadorea, Rhabditida, Rhabditidae. The record is from the annotation of a GenBank genome assembly.